GUGUGUGAGAGAGAGAGAGAGUGGAGUCAGGGACAGGGGGAGAGGGCAGACAACACGAGCAAACCAACCAGGGGGGAGCCGAGCCGAGGCCAGAAGCGGCAGCAAGUGCGAACAAGAUGGCGGUGAAGACCCGGAGCGCCACCAAGGGCAGUCGGCUGGCGCGUGAGGAGCGCGGGGAGUGCGGCGCCAGGGCCCUCAGGAGCUCCCGGAAAUCAGACAGCCCCAAGCGGGACAAGAGGCGGGACUGCUCGCCGCAGAGGACCAGAACCGUCUGCCCCGCUGCCUCGGGCAAGUGGGUGACCAGCAUCCGCUGCCACCUCGGCCUGUCGGACACGGCGCUCACCAGGCUGAGCACCACCUUCCUGCUGGCUUUCGUAGUAGGAAUUUUACACUGGUACCAUAUAUCUAGUCUUUUUGAAAACGAUCGACAUUUCUCUCACCUCUCAACACUGGAAAGAGAAAUGGCUUUUCGCACUGAAAUGGGCUUGUAUUACUCUUUCUUUAAGAUUAUCAUUGAGGCACCUUCAUUCACUGAAGGCUUACGCAAGAUAAUGAAUGAUCGGCUGACUGAAUAUCCUCUGGUUAUCAAUACCCUGAAACGGUUCAAUCUUUAUCCAGAGGUAGUUCUGGCCAGCUGGUACCGGAGCUUUAUUUCCAUAACAGAUGCUUUUGGUAUUUCAAUCAAAAUGUGCUGGAGUGUAAAUAGAGGGCACGGCCUGAAUCCUGUGGAAAGUUGUGAAGGAAUGGGAGAUCCAGCUUACUUUUAUGUAACAUUUGUUUUUAUUUUAAAUGGACUCAUGAUGUCAUUGUUUUUCCUCUAUGGGACAUAUUUGAGUGGAAGCAGACUUGGUGGCGUGGUCACUGCAUCUUGCUUUUUCUUCAACCAUGGUGAGUGCACAAGGGUCAUGUGGACCCCUCCUCUUCGUGAAAGCUUCUCCUAUCCAUUCCUAAUUCUGCAGAUGCUGCUUUUAACCCACAUACUGAGGACUCCCUUUGUGGAUAAAAGGACUAUGGUUGCUUUCGGUGUUGCAAAUAUCCUCUUUAUGCUUCCAUGGCAGUUUGCACAAUUCGUGCUCCUCACACAGAUUGCGUCACUGUUUGCAACAUACAUUUUAGGUUUUAUUGAUUCCUCCAAGCUUCUGGAAAUCCUUUAUGCUCACAUGAUAUCCCUCCUGUUGUGUUUUGCUUUGAUGUUUGGGAAUGCGAUGCUGCUAAGCUCCUACUAUGCUUCUUCUCUGGUGAUUGUUUGGGGAAUGAUUAGAAUGAAAGAUUGGUCUGCAAAAUAUUGGCCACAGAGGAUACAUGUAGCAUGUGUAGCUAAAGGAACUGUCUGGUUAAUUGGAACUGUAAUCCUCAAAUUUGUGGCUUCUAAAAUAUUGGGAAUUGAUGAUGAUGCCCACAUAAGUAACCUACUGAAAUCUAAAUUCACAAACUACAAAGAUUUUGAUACCCUGAUGUACAGCUGUGCAGUGGAGUUUGAUUUCAUGGAAAAGGAGACUCCUUUGCGAUACACAAAAACUCUGCUACUUCCUGUGACCUUAUGCAUUUUUUGUGCUAUAGUUUCAAAGACACUGAAGGAAUUACUGGAAUAUUUAAAAGAAGAACAUCAGAAUCAACCAACAGAUACAGUAAAGAAAACUGCACAACAUGGAGAGGUUGUCUAUCAUGCUUUUCAAUUACUAGCAUUUGCAGUCCUGGCUAUUCUCAUCAUGAGACUCAAACUUUUCUUGACACCUCAUAUGUGUGUCAUGGCCUCUCUAAUUUGUUCCAGACAGCUUUUUGGCUGGAUUACAACGAAAUGGCGUCACCAAAUAAUUGUGUGUGGAAUACUAGCAGCAAUGGCUAUCCAGGGAACAAUAAACCUGAGGGCUCAAUGGAGCAUCAUGGGAGAGUUUAGUAAUUUCCCCCAGGAAGAACUAUUAGAGUGGAUCAAAGAAAAUACUAAACAGAAUGCCGUGUUUGCCGGAGCAAUGCCUACAAUGGCAAGUGUUAAGUUGUCUACAGGACGGCCUGUUGUAAAUCAUCCACAUUAUGAAGAUGCAGGGCUAAGGGCCAGAACAAAGCAAGUGUAUGCUAUGUAUAGUCGGAAAACAGCAGAAGACGUGAGGAAUAGACUCGUCAGUUUGGGAGUGAACUACUUUAUUUUAGAAGACUCUUGGUGUACAAGAAAAACAAAACCUGGCUGCAGCAUGCCGGAGAUAUGGGAUGUGGAAGAUCCCCAAAAUGCCAACAGAAUUCCCCUGUGCACGAUUCUUUCUAAGGCACCUGGUCCUUUUUUCAUUACUAUGUUUCAGAAUGACAUUUAUACAGUCUUGAAAGUGAAGAAAAAUUUAAGGUGGCAAUAGAAGCCCUUGGAAAUUCAGAUGAAUUUAUAUCGCCAGCUGGUUGAACAUUUCUGUGCCUAUGUAAUGUCCAGUAUUGCUUGAAAGUGGCAACAGGAGUUGUAAAUGAAGAGGCCUUGCAUGAACAAAAUAUCAGAAUAUGAUCUUCAUAAGUGUUCCUUUAUAAGCUGUAUUUUCAUGUUUUUUAUGCAGUUAUGCACAUGUGAUUAUUUUGAAUAAAAAUUUUGUGAAUAAA
Molecule: messenger RNA, 2577 nt
Organism: Callorhinchus milii (elephant shark)
Lineage: Eukaryota; Metazoa; Chordata; Chondrichthyes; Chimaeriformes; Callorhinchidae
Gene: dpy19l1l
Product: dpy-19-like 1, like (H. sapiens)
Exons: 22
Coding region: 117-2345 (742 amino acids)
Cellular component (GO): nuclear inner membrane
Molecular function (GO): mannosyltransferase activity
Source: RefSeq, a predicted model, not a curated record